This is a messenger RNA of Stegostoma tigrinum, 7648 nucleotides long. RefSeq names its product nocturnin-like. Gene Ontology annotation, biological process: circadian rhythm. The record is from RefSeq and is a predicted model, not a curated record. Bases 121 to 1428 code for a protein of 435 amino acids. The transcript has 3 exons. Lineage: Eukaryota; Metazoa; Chordata; Chondrichthyes; Orectolobiformes; Stegostomatidae. Gene Ontology annotation, molecular function: poly(A)-specific ribonuclease activity.
CAUGGGGGUGCUGGUUGCUGGGGGAAGGGAUUGGGCUCAUUUCUCUUCAGUCAGACCGUGGGUGGCGUUGGGCUGAGCCUGGCCGGUCAGGGUAAGGCACAGGGCUGAGCCAAGCGACUGAUGCGGGCGGUAAUGUUUCAGGCACCGGCUCGGCUGUGCGCGACGUUACGCCAGCGAGAUCUCCUGCAGCUCAUGUCUGGCUCUUCGCCCGCGUUCAGUCGCCAGGCCCUGCUCCGUAAAACCGGCUCGGCAUCAGCGACGACGGGAACGGUGCCGCCAGCGGCGGGAGCACCGGCACCGGGUGCGACGGUCGGCGCGGCGGCCGUGUGUUCCAUGGGAACUAAUACCAACAGGUUGUACAGUACUCUGGCUCCAACUGUGACAGAUAAUGGAAUACCACAACCAAAGGAAUACGAUGUAGAGACAAACUUAGAACCAGUUGAUCCAACAGACCCCAAUGAUCUCCUCAAAGAAUGUCAGAAGGUGCUCGAAAACCGUCCACCCAGACUCCAGCGGGAUUUUUUGCUUUUAAAGAAAAGUAAUCUUUCUGCUGUGUCUCGUCCGAUCAAGGUCCUACAGUGGAACAUACUAGCGCAAGCUCUUGGAGAAUGGAAGGAUAAUUUUAUUAAGUGUCCAAAAGAAGCUUUGAACUGGUCAGAGCGUAAAUACCUUAUCUUGGAGGAGAUUCUAACCUACCACCCAGAUAUCUUGUGUCUACAAGAAGUGGAUCAUUACUUUGAUACUUUCCAGCCAGUUCUCAGUGGGUUAGGCUAUCAUUCAACAUUCUUCCCCAAACCAUCAUCUCCUUGUUUGGAUGUAGAACAUAACAAUGGACCAGAUGGAUGUGCUUUGUUUUUUCUACGGGAACGAUUUGAAUUGAUUGACACUGCCACAAUUAGGCUAGCAGCCAGGAUGUUGCAGACCAAUCAAGUGGCUAUUGUCCAAACCCUCCGGUGUAUUGAAACCAGCAAGGUGUUCUGUGUUGCUGUGACUCACCUGAAGGCUUGCAGUGGUUGGGAGCGAUUUCGUUCAUCACAAGGCUGUGACUUGCUGCAGAAUCUAGAAACCAUUACUGACGGAGCCAGUAUUCCUAUUAUUGUGUGUGGAGAUUUUAAUGCAGAGCCCACUGAAGAUGUUUACAAACAAUUUACUAAGUCUAGUCUAAAUCUGAGCAGUGCAUACAAGCUACUGAGCGAAGAUGGACAAUCAGAACCUCCCUUCACAACAUGGAAGAUACGACCCUCGGGCGAGAGCUGCCAUACGUUGGAUUACAUUUGGUAUUCUCGGAAUGCGUUUUGUGUGAAUAGAUUGCUGAAUUUGCCUACAGAGGAACAAAUUGGCCCUAAUCGCUUGCCAUCAUUCCACUACCCCUCAGAUCAUUUGUCGCUUAUUUGUGAAUUUAGCUUUCUGGAUCAAUUUGAUGAAUGACUCCUUUUCAGUCUAUUAUUAAAAGUAAGGUCAAAAUUUAGUCAGUACAGUGAAUUAAAUCACUCCUCCCAUCUUCCAUUGAACCACUGCCAUCGUAAAUCAUUCGAGACCCAUCUCCCUUCAGAGCAGAAUUGUUAAUAAAAUGCUGUUCAGUGCUUCUUUCUCAAUGGCAGUGAGCUGCUUUCUAAAGCCUGAUUCAAAUGCCACUAAAUUUAUGGACCAUUUCUUUAAAAGUAUUUGUCUACAUUUUUCUUGGAUGGAGUUUGGGUAGUUUGUCUGAAAUCGCGUGUGGUUUUAUAUGCACAUUGAUCAAUGAGUAACUUGUGUUGCAUUUUAUUCAGAAAUAAACAGAUGGUCAGUCGUGUCUGAUUUUUACACACCAUUAUUACACUUGACCUUCAUUUUAAUCCCCACUCUCAGACCAAAGAAAAUUCUGGGCUAAGUGUAAGUAUAUGCACAAUCCCAAAACUACUAAAUUAUCAAAAUUAUAAACAACAAACUGGCUAAAAGUGGCUAUAAACAAAUGUGAAAUUCAUUGCUUUCUUAAUUUUAUUUCUGGGCAAUUAAAGGUGCCACGUAGUACAAAAGGCUUUUUGUAGGAUGUGGACAUGAGGGUCAGUGGUGUUGUCCAGCCCCAGUUGCAUUCCACUUGGUGUUGGUACGUAUGCAGUGCUGUUAGUAAGUUCUUCAAAAUUCAGAACCCUAUUUCCCCUAUAGCACUGCAGAGUAAAGCCCUUCAUUCUGCUUAGUGGCAGAACACUACUAUUUGGUGUUCCCACUUAUUAUGGAACCCACUUAUUUCCAUUUCUUUCUGAGCUAAGCUGUUCAAAUUUAUUUUACAUUGAACCCUAUAUUCAGCACCGGGAAAUGCCAUUCCUUGAAAUAGGAAGAACAGAUUCUAGCAUUAAAAUCCUGCUAUCAAAUCUGUCACACCAUUCCUAUUUUAGUAAUGUUCAGUGUAAUUUUUAAAUGCUACAGUAAUCCUGUUGUAAUCGUAAGAUAAACUUUCCAAAUAUUGUGUAAUUUGCAACUAAUAUUAUUUAAGGAAGUAAACAUUUGACCCUUAGUGGUCAAGACUGUCAUGUGAACGAUUUAUGUAACUAUUUCAAUGACUAAGUUUUUUGAAUUUAAACAAAAAAAAUACUUGCAGGCUUUUGAAACUUGAGACCCCAAGUUGGUUAUUAGUGCAACAUUUUAAGUAGCAUCUAUUACAGUGUGUUGAAAUAAUGGAUAUGGUAAUACUUAUUUGCUCUUAAUGCCAGCAUAACUUGAUUUUGUUGUGGCUCUGCAUUAGAAAUGCUUGAAACAUUCAAAUUGGAUGCUGUGAAUUUAUACUUGAUUAUAGUUUAAUCUGGAAAAUACUGAAAAGAUAACCAAUGUCAUGACAGCAGAAGACUUAUUUCCAGGAAUAUUCACUCAUUUUCUAGGUGCAAUCUAGUGCAAAGCUUGUAUGCAUGAAGAUCUUCCUCAAAAAUCCUACCUUUUUUUUCUAAAAAGAAAACCUCAUGGGUUCCAUUUUUUAAGUCUAUCGUCUCAAGUGUAGUUCCAAACUAUAUUGUUCUUCUAGUCCUGCCUCUAAAUGGAAUGCAUAUAUAUGGCACCAUUUUGAACAGCAAAGGCCUAAAUAUUAAAUGAGUUAUCAUAAUUGAUUUUAAAAUUGACAUAGCUAAAAAUUCUAAAUUCCACUUGUCUUUCUGCAACUCAAAACAUGCAUAUUGUUUGUGAUAAUGUACUUAAUGUUAACUACAAACAUGCAUAUGAAAUUUAAAAAUCCAAAGUUGGAAUUUCUAAAAUCAGCUUCCUAGUAAGUUUUUAUAGAAAGUACAUUUUAAAACAGCUACUUUCUACGUAUUGUGAACUACUGACCCAUGGUUAAUCAAUGACAGGAAAUGUUAAGAGCUGGCAGCUUUGAUCAGAGUCAUCUAUCAUUACAAACUGUUUUAAAAUAAGCCUCAACUCCAGAAUUAACCUAUUAAUGUUUGUUGAUCUUUCAGCUAUUAAACUAAAAUCGUAAAGAAUGAAUGUAGUUGAAACUUUGAACUGUAAUGUGUUUACCAUACCAAAAGCCAUCAGCAUUUACAGUAAGAAGUUCGUGAGCACAUUGACAAUAUAGGGAGCUGGUUUUGUUGUUUUUGGGUGUUUGGAGUGGGUGGUGAAAGUGUUUUGAUUUCUGCAACUAGAGGGAUAAUGUAAGUGUAACUUUUGAGGAAAUGGUCAAAGGCAUGAAUGGUAAGAUGAGAGGUUUUUUUAUCUUGUCCAAUCAUGUAAACCAGGUACAUUGUCCUAGUUAUUAAUGAGGGGGUAGGGGGACUGGUUCAGUAGAAGCAAUUUAACAUCAAGUAAAGUCUCAUCAUUGAAGAUUAAAACACUGCUGUAGUUGUGUUUUAGAAUUUUUAAUUCUGAAGUCUCAUUGACAAGAAGUUUCUGUAGGGAUUUAGCAAAUGGAGGAAUUGUGCCCCACUAAUUUCUAUGGUUUUUAGUAGAUUUGUAGCUCGGGUUGUGGUUGGUUGGCUUACCAGGCUAACUGGUUGUUUUUCUGUAGACAUUAUCGAAGGGGUCUGGGUAGCCCACAAACCAAGAGCACUAUGACAGCUACUGACAAUCAGGAAGGAUCCAAUACCCACAACCAGUAAAAAUAACAUAACACAAAAUACCAUGCAAGGACUGUGGGGGGGGCAGGGGUAAAAUAUUACAUAGACCAAAUUGGAAGAGUACUGACAAUAAAAGACACCGCCAAUUCUCACUGUCUCAAUACACACCCUGACAAAGGACAUGAAUUUGAUUGGGGCAGCGCAUCCAUAAUAGCAAGAGCCAAACAGACAUACGGGGGAAAUCCUGGAGCCUGGCAUGAAACCAUAAUUCCAACAAACACAAUGAACUGGACCCGAUCAUACUUUUGGUUGUUUUUCAGUGGUUUGUAAUGUCAACCACCCCAGCAAACCAAGGCACAUAAAUAACAAGUGGGACAGAACACCAACAAUGCAACAGAGGUGCACUGAUGAUGUUACCUAGAGUGAUGAAAUAUUUGGAACCAAACAUGCAGGCUUGGCAAGCAAAUCUACAACCCAAGCUACAAAGCUUAGUUUUUUGAAUAUAUAUUGAAAGCAAAAGGGAAGGCCUCUGAGGUGCUGCUAAAUUUUGAACAUGCUUAUGGUUUCUUUCCUCAUCACCACCUGUGGUUUUUUUUGGAACAACAUGCUCGAAGGAUGAGUCAACAUCCAAUGAGUUUUAUUUUUAAUUCUCACUCCCACUCUGACCUUUUGAUCUCCAAUGCAAGAGUGUAGGAGGGCAGUGUAACCUUGGAACAACAUGCUAUCUCUAGACACUUGACAACUUUCCAGAACCCCCUAUUGAUUGCAAAUUUAAGAUAAUUUGUGGAUGGGUGAAGAAUGCCACUAAUGUCCCAAUCUCAUGAGAGGCAGAGAGUCAUUUGCUUAGCCAGAUAGAACAGAAUUAUAGAAUUGCAUGGAAAUGGACCCUUCAGUUCAACAUAUUUGUGCUAAUUAGAUAUCCUAAAUUAAUCUGGCCCCAUUUCUCAGCAUUUGGUACAUAUCCCUCUAAACUCUUCCUAUUCCCUAUACCCAUCCAGAUGCCCUUUAAAUGUUGUAGUUGUACCAGCAUCCUCCAAUGCCACUGGCAAUUCAUUACAUACAUGCAUCACCCUCUGAAAAACUUGCCCUGUAGGUCUUUUAUAUUUUUCCCCUCCUAAUUUUGGAUGCCCCUAUUGAUCCUAUCCAUGUGCCUCAGACUUUAUAAACCUCCAUAAAGUCGUUCCUCAAACUUUGAUGCUCCAUGGAAAAUAACUCCAGCCUAUUCAGCCCCUCUUUAUUGCUUAAAUUAUCCAACCUCAGCAACAUCCUUGUAAAUCUUUUCUGCACCCUCUCAAGUUCCUCAACAUUGUUCCCAUAGCAGGGAGACCAAUGUCCUGUAUAGCCAGAACGUGACAUAAUUUUGUAUGGACAUGGUCUCAAUGUAUUUCCUUGAUUUGGUAAUAUAAUUGUUAGUUUGUGACUGAAAAUUGAAAAUGGUGGAAGUGGUCAAAAUGUGAGGCAGCACUUGCAGAAUGUAUGAAUGAGUUGAUGUUUCAGGCAUGGUCUUCUAUCUCUAGUUUUGAUACAGGGCUGUCAUUGCUGAAGCAUUUUAAGUUGUUCCAGCCCUUGGUAGUUUCAGAGGUCUGGUCACUCUACAUGAGCAGUAGAUCAUGUAGCCCCCUGUGCCUUACCCCCUGAUCAAUGAGACUAGUUGAUCUAUUUCAACUUCAUCUACCAAUCCCCUUUUUUUCAUUUAAUUGUUCUUAAAUCAAGACAAAACAUUGUUAUAAAUACUUUGUUAUGACAGUGGUUACGUUUGAUUUUUGAAGAUUUUUCCAACCCUCAUUUGCCUCUGAUUAAGGAUUCUGCUAUUAUGACGAUUUGCCCUGCCAAGCAGUGUUUACAUCUGAUCCUUCUGAACUGAAGGGAAAACUGACAUCUAGUUUCACAAAGCAAUGCCUUCACUCCUGGUAUCUGUACAGUGAACUUUUUAUCUUUCUCCUUCCAAGAAAAGUAUUGUUUUGGUGUCUUUGAGGAAUGUAUGUAGUAUAUCGUUUCACCAAGAUCCUGUACAUAUGUAACUAUGCUUCUCCUACACCAAUCCCUCUACAAUAAAAUUUAAACAGUUGUCAGUGAUGGUUAAACAAUUGGCAGCUACUAGAAAAGCUGGCUCCAUUUAGCUUUAAUCUUCUAAUUUGUAGUGAUGUCAGAAAGGUGAAAAUUGCAGAUAUACUGGGUAUUCUUCCUGUGGUAGAGAAAUAAUGCACAUACUUGGACUUUUAAAAAACCUCAACUCGUGUGAUGAGAAAGCCAGUACAGAUUUGCUAAAGGCAUAAUUAUGUUGAACAAGCUGGGUUUCUUUGAUUACAUAAUUCAUUACCCCAAACACCUCUCUAUUAUAUGGAUUUGGAAAAGUCUUUGUGCUAAUUAGAUAUCCUAAAUUAAUCUGGCCCUAUUUCUCAGCAUUUGGUACAUAUCCCUCUAAACUCUUCCUAUUCCCUAUACCCAUCCAGACGCCUAUACAAUCAACAUGCCAGUAAAAUUGGAGUCUGUGAAAGGAACACUUGCAAUGUAAAUACAAACUUGGCUGAAUGAUAGCAAAGCAAUGCUGAAUUUCAUACUGAACUGGAACUGGCAUGCAGUAUUCCUCUGUCACUAUUUUUCAUAUAAAUGGCCUACACUUUGAAAUUUCUGCAUUCUGCACACAUCAGUUUGUUAUAUUCCUGAAAACGAUGAGAUUAGAAAUGGACAUUGCAGACUGGUGGAAUGGGCCAAAGACUGGCAGAUGAAAAUUUCUCUGCUUCAGAGUUUCAAGUGAUGUGGUGUGGUAGGAAGAGGAGUAAUAACAUAAUUCUAAAGGUCUCCAACAUCAUUGCAUAAUUGUUGAAGGUGGCUGCUGAGGUUGAGAAACCAGUUAAACAGGCAUAGAAGACCCUAGGACUUCAGGUUAACAAAGUUAUUAUCUUUAUUAAUAUUCUUAACUAGUGUUGCAUCUAGGAUAAAGUUUGUGAAGGUAUAGAAAAGGGUCAAAUGUUUCCAUGAAUGAGGGAUCUGUUACAGUCAGCUAGAGGAAACAGACUCCUCCUCCCAAUUGGUUUUCAAGAAACAAAAAACAGUUCAGAUGGGAACUUGUUACUGUAAGGGUCAAAACUAAUGGGCAAAAAGAAACACUGCAGCAAGUGGUUAGGAUCUGGACUAUACUGCCAAGAGUAGUGUGGUGAAAGCUGACACAGGCUUUGACAUCUUGGCUCUGCAAUUUUCUUUCCUUUUUUGAAAAGAGCUAUCAUGGAGACCAAGAAACUAGCUAACACUAAUCAAAUAGCCUUUUUCUAUAAUUACACAAGUUUAGAAGGAUGAGAGGGGAUCUGAUUGAGGCAUACACGAUUAUUAAGGGAUUGGACACACUGGAGGCAGGAAGCAUGUUUCCGCUGAUGGGUGAGUCCAGAACCAGAGGACACAGUUUAAAAAUAAGGGUUAGGCCAUUUAGAACAGAGUUGAGGAAAAACUUCUUCACCCAGAGAAUGGUGGAUAUAUGGAAUGCUCUGCCCCACAAGGCAGUGGAGUCCAACUCUCUAGAUACUUUCAAGAAAGAGAUAGAGCUCUGGCAGGAACGGGAUACUGACUGUGGAUGAUCAGCCAUGAUCAUAAUCAAUGGUGGUGCUGGCUCGAAUGGCCUAUUCCAGCACCUA